Molecule: messenger RNA, 6824 nt
Organism: Lethenteron reissneri (Far Eastern brook lamprey)
Lineage: Eukaryota; Metazoa; Chordata; Hyperoartia; Petromyzontiformes; Petromyzontidae
Gene: MGAT5
Product: alpha-1,6-mannosylglycoprotein 6-beta-N-acetylglucosaminyltransferase
Biological process (GO): protein N-linked glycosylation
Cellular component (GO): Golgi apparatus
Molecular function (GO): alpha-1,6-mannosylglycoprotein 6-beta-N-acetylglucosaminyltransferase activity
Source: RefSeq, a predicted model, not a curated record
CUAUAUCGUGUUGGCGUAUUGGAGGAGGAAACAUCUCUGGCUGUAAAGAAUCGGAAUUUCGAGUGGAGGAAUCCGAAAGAAAAGCCUAGAACCUCUUUUUUAAACGCUUUUCUUUUUUUAGAAACUUCACUCGCAUGCAAACAAAGGACUCCACUUCCGCAAUCAGGAACGACAUUUAUCGUGACCAUCCCAUGCCUCGUACCCUCGGAGAAUGCGAGAAAACGGGUUCCCCGCGUCACGCCACAGAUGCAUUAUCGCCUCGCUCCGCCCGCCUUCGCAGCGACAGAAUGAGCCACUCGCGUCAUCGGUCUGUGCCCUGUGGCCACGGACUCCUCUCUCGAGUGGAUUCACUGAAAUCUUUCGUCUCUUGCUGCUGCUUCCUCUACGAACAGCGACAAAGCCGGCCAGCCACUCGCCACGACGGCCGGCCCUCUCCACGCAAGCGAGUGAACGGCCCUGAAGACAAACCGCCGAAGAUGAGAGACGUCGCCCGCUCGUUGUGAAGACACCCGGCGGCGGCGUCGUCGUCGAAAGCCGUCAUGUCGCGGCGGUGACGGCCGGACGCGUCCCCUCGCUCGCUCCCCAGAGGAGAGAAAAAAUCUCAAUAAAUCCCCAGCCUGUGUCGGCAGCGGCGCCUCCCGGCCGCCGGGAGGGAAUCGAUCCGAGGCGCGAUGUUUCCCUGGCGCAAGUUGUCUUCUCACAAACUGGGCUUCUUCCUGGUCACCUUCGGCUUCAUCUGGGGGAUGAUGCUGCUGCACUUCACGAUCCAGCAGCACUCGGCGCACCGGCCCACCAGCGCCGAGCUCCAGGAGCAGAUCCUGCAGCUCAGCAAGCAGUACGUGAAGAGGCUUGCCGAGGAGACGCGCAGCACGGUGGACGGGCCCUACGCCGGCACGGCCACAGGAUACGAUCUGAAAAAGACGCUGGCUGUGCUGCUGGAUAAUAUACUCCAGCGGGUCGGGAAGCUGGAGGCCAAGGUGGACUUCCUGUACAAUGGGACACGGACCAACGCAUCCAACACCAACCACUCGGGAUUGCUGGGCACCACCCCGGCCAGCAGCGACAGCAGGGUCAACGCUGCAGGCCUGAUAAACGGGGUGCAGGAAGAGUGCAAGCUGCAAUCCUUGGACGACUUUCCACACUGCGAAACCAAACUCCAGUGGAUGAAGGACAUGUGGCAGUCGGACACGUGCUACGGCAGCUUUGGCGUCGACGGCUCACUGUGCUCCUUCAUCAUCUACCUGAGCGAGGUGGAGACGUGGUGUCCUCAACUUCCUUGGAGAAAAAAAGUCGCCAAGCCUGAAGGUCCCCUGGCGGAGGUGAAGACCGACUUCAAGCAGCUGUUCCACCGCAUGGCGUCACGCGAGGAGUUCCGCUGGAUGAAGAUGCGCAUCCUGCGCAUGGAGGAGUCGUGGCUCGCGGCCGUCCGCUCGCUCUCGGAGGAGCACGACUUGCAGGGCCGGACGCGCAAGAAGAUUCUGGUUCACCUGGGCCUCCUGACGAAGGAGUCGGGCUUCAAGAUCGCGGAGAGCGCCUUCUCGGGCGGCCCGCUCGGGGAGCUCGUGCAGUGGGGAGACGUCAUCUCGGCCCUCUACCUCCUGGGUCACCACAUCAAGCUCUCCGUGUCCGUGUCCGAGCUGCGAGAGGUGAUGAAGCGUGUGGCCGGCGUGAAGUCCGGGUGCCCCGUCAAAGGGGAGAAGGUCGUCGACCUGAUCUACAUCGACAUCGUGGGCCUUACGCAGUUCAAGAAGGCCGUGGGUCCACCCUGGGUCCACUACCAGUGCAUGCUGCGAGUCCUCGACUCCUUCGGGACAGAGCCCGAGUUCAACCACGCCCAGUACGCGCAGUCCCGCGGACACAAGACGCCCUGGGGGAAGUGGAGCCUCGUGCCGCGCCAGUUCUACACCAUGUUCCCCCACACGCCCGACAACAGCUUCCUUGGUUUUGUGGUGGAGCAGCACCUAAACUCGAGCGACGCGGCUCACAUGGAAGAUGUGAAGAGGCAGAACCAGUCUCUGGUCUACGGAAAAGUGGACAACUUCUGGAAGGGCAAGAUGCAGUACCUGGACAUCAUCGGCAAGUACACGGAGAUCCACGGAACCGUGCACGGGGCCACGGUCAACGUGCCGCCCUACGUCAAGAACCACGGCAUCCUGAGCGGUCGCGAGCUUCAGUUCCUGCUGCGUGAGACCAAGCUGUUUGUGGGGCUGGGCUUCCCGUACGAGGGCCCCGCGCCGCUGGAGGCCAUCGCCAACGGCUGCGUCUUCCUCAACCCUCGCUUCCGUCCCCCCAAGAGCAGCAAAAACACCGACUUCUUCAAGGGGAAGCCCACCCUGAGAGAGUUGACGUCGCAGCACCCGUACGCCGAGGUGUACAUCGGCAAGCCUCACGUGUGGACGAUCGACAUCGACGACCCGCAGGAGGUGGAGGCGGCAGUGCGGCAGAUCGUGGCACAGAAGACGGAGCCGUACAUGCCGUACGAGUUCACGUGCGAGGGCAUGCUGCAGCGGGUGAAUGCGUUCAUCGAGAAGCAGGACUUCUGCCAUCAGAAGCGGCUGUGGCCACCUCUGAGCGCCCUGCAGGUGAAGGUGGCCCAGCCAGGCCAGUCGUGCAAGCACCUGUGCCAGGAGAGCCAGCUGAUCUGCGAGCCGACGUACUUUGCUCACCUCAACAAGGAGCAGGACCUUAGACGGCACGGCGUCGAGUGCGACUCGGCGGAGGUGCAGAACGAGGUGUUUGUGCCGGCGCUCGAGUCCGGCCGAAAGAAGUGCCUCCUGCAGGGCGAUUACCUCCUCUUCAGCUGCGCCGGCAGCCACGACACGCACCGGCGAAUCUGCCCGUGCCGCGACUACAUGAAGGGCCAGGUGGCGCUGUGCCGGGACUGCUUGUGAAGGGCUCGCGACCCGCCGCCGCCCCCGACCCCCUCGCGUGGAUGCCGGACGGCAGGACGAGUCGCAUCCUGAGGGAGGUUGAGCCAGGAUUUCUCCAUCUUUUUCCACGUCAAUUUGAUUUUUUUGUGACCGAGCCGUUUGUGCUUAAGCCUUAACUCAACUACCCAAAUGGAUUGAAAUUAAUGUUUUGUUUUGUUUCGAGAAAGAAAAAAAAUCGCCCCAAAACAAGGAAAAAGGUGGCCGUCUGCCUUUUUUGUUUUCUUUUCAUUGAGCAUCGAUUGUGGAGCAUCACAAAUGACGAUCGCACGGAGGAAGAGCAAACGUGACCUCCGGACCGGGUCGCUGGUACAAGUUUGGUUCGGGGGAAGGUGAUUUAACAGCCCAAUUUUUGGGGAGCCUGAUUAACAGCCGAAUCUGGUGCAAGCCGGCGGAAGACUCUGCGUUCACAGUCGAAAGCGGAGGAGCUGCCUUUGGCCCGUCGCGCUGCGGGGGGCGAAACGUGGAGCGCCUCUCCGGCUGCACGCAAACAAGGGACUCGGCCCGUGCACAUCCCUAGCGCAUGCAUCAUCGCGUCCCGGCGUGCCGCGGUUAAACGGCGGUUCGUGUUUUCUACGUUGUGCUUGGCCAUGUCCUCCUCCCUCCCCGUUGCUGCUGCCACCCCUCCCUGAUCCACCGAACUUGCGUCUUCAUACUCCCGUGUACAUUUGAAUAUUCCUGGAAGGCAGCUGUUCCACAGCCUUACGAUAUUUAAAUGAUAUCAUGAAAACGGUGAACUGAGGAGACACUAACCUAUCUCCUCGUCGGGGGAUGUGUUCCGAUCUUUACUUUUGUGUAUGAUUAUCUUUACCAUGUUAAUGGAUUAUUGUUUUUUAUGAAGAAACUGGACGGAGAUUGGCAUUUCUUUUUGUCCUUGUAAAUGUGUAAACUCGAGAUAGACAGGAAAUCUAUAUAUGAAAUGUGUUGUUUGGUUUGUCCGGUACAAUCACGCAGGCACUCGCACUUAACCGAGAAGUACGUUCGAGUAUAAAACUGUGUCCGUGGUACAGAAUUGUCUUUCGAGGUGGUUGGCGCAGAUUUUGCGGCGUGCGUUUUAACGUCAAAGGUACGGAGUGCGUUUGGUAGCGCUGCUCUGUUACCCACGAUGCAUGAAUGAAGGCAGACGCGCAUCAUGUGAGCGUGGCGUAUUUAUUACGGUGUAACGCGGUACAUCUGCUGCCGCUGCUGCUGCUUUGCGAGAUGAGCGUCACUCCGGACGGUUGGACCGGCGCGUCGUUAUCCGCUGGGGCUCGCUGUGGCGGACGCUGCUGCUCCGUCUCUGCGCGUGGCCUGAACCUGCGGUGGCCGUUCCAAUUCACAUUGCAGGGCCUCCGCAGAUGCUUCUCCGUCCCCAUUGGGCAGACAGUUGCUGCUGUAAGUGACGGUACACGUUGUAACAGGAAAUGUUAGUGAAUGCGUUCUUCAAACUGAAGCAAGCGUUUUGUUGUAUUUAUGCAAUUGAGAUGGAUUUUUUUUACGUUUCUCUGGAAUUUGCGUGACGUGCGCUCUUGGCCGGUGUCCCCGUUUGGUUACGAUCGGUGUCGCGUGUUUGGCCGACGGAGAUUAACUCUCACACUCAAAAGCUACUGAAUUCUGAGUUCAUACACUGCUCGUUCUCUCUGCUUUGUGGCCGCGUUCGAACGGGGGUUGAGCCAGGCCCCGGCUUUCAUUCGCGUGCGCGAGGGAGGGGGGGAGAAGGAAACAAACAUCACGGGAGAAUCUAAAUUUGGAAACUGAAUUUAAUCAUCCCACUUGCUGCCACCACCGCUUUGAAUCAGCACCACCGCUCAGCAGCCUUGUAUAUGCGAGUCAUAUUUGUGCCUGUCACACGGCUAGCGAGCGAGUGUGUCGACGCGCACGUGAGGAUUUUUCUUGCGUGUUGGGCCAGUAUUGGCGUGUGUUCUUUCUAAUGGCUUGAUUAUUGUUAUUGUGUUUUCUUCUUCGCGAUUGACCGGUAGUUUGGAGCUUAAUUUGGCAGAGCACUGCAAAGCCCAAGGCAGGUUGUGUGCACCUCCUGAAAUGAGUGAAGCCGCGUUGACAGGCUGUCGUACAGCAGCAUUGUUGUGAAGCCCUUCGUGUAGUUGUGAUGGUGGUGAUACAUAAAUCAAGACAUUGACUCCAUGUCGGCGUUUAGCGAUGCGUCAUUUCGCAGAUUCAAAUCGAUCCUGAUGCCCACAAUACACGCAUUCAAUCAUGUGUGUGUACAAAUCGGUUGUUUAUACAAAAUGCCUUUGUUAUAUUUUAGGCUAAUGUAGUGGAGAGAAAAAAAACGAAACACCAGAAAAUACAAAUCAUACGAUAACAAAGAGAUGAAAGAAAAUUGCAUGCUGGAACAAAAAUAUAGCUCGCAUCGUGACAGUUCACGGAGUUGCUGGAAAGAUGAAUCGUAACAUGCCGACUAUGGAGUCCUAUAAUUACCUCUUUAUAAUUAACACAUCUGCGUGAUGUUAUUCAGGCCGUGGCAGGAAGCCCCCGGGGCUUAAACAGCCACGCACAAAUUCAGAUUGUCACGUCAACCGCUCGAUGUUCAUGCAUGCGGCAUGGCAAGGUUCCGGAUUUACGAGCAAAUGGAAUUAAUUGGUUUUACGAGCAGAGGCGGAGAGUUCCAUGUGGCUACAGGGGUCUGGAUUUGACCGCCCUCCUUACGUGUAGCUGUGUAAUGGGUAAUACCCUCGCGAGUAAUUUAUUUGAUGUGUGAAUUUUUUUACCAACGGUUUUGCCGAUGUGCACCGCCUAUCUCGGUAGUUCUGGGGGCGUCAGCAGUAGCAGAAGUGUGUCUCUGGACAGCGUUGGCUGGGAUUGACGGAUGAUUCGUGACUUAGGUUAAGACGACAUCUCACCCAGAGCAGCGACCCCGGUAGGCCAUUGGAGUUUUAUAGAAAUGGACAACGACACAUGCAAGACACGGCUCGGCACGGUUCAGUUGAACCCUACACGCACAGACACUGCUCGGCACGGCUCAAACUGGCACCGCAAUGGCGGGGGUGGGUUUGAAUCCAGGUUUCGGCCGUCUGUGAUUAAAACUAUGUUCUCAAAUGUAGCGAGUUGAUGAUCUCAGCCCAGUCACAAAUGACUGCGCAAAAAAAACCCCAUCCGAUUUAAAUUUGGUUCUGCAUUUAGUCUGGCUAACUUCCCAGCCGUACACCGUCCGCAACCACGGAGAUCUGAACGAAUACUUUCUCAUGACAUGACGCUGGGACCAAAACAAAUACUGGAAUAAAAUUCGAAACUUUUAGAAAAAUGACGGAGAGUUCGUUGGCCUGCUAUUUGAGUUUUUUUUACGAAGGGAAACUACGGUAGUAGGAGAGAUGUAUUUUAUCAUGCAAUGCCAUCUCGUCCGACAUUUCAGAACGUUAAGAAGAAGUAAGCGUUUACGACGGACCGCUGUUCAGAAUGCUUGCGUGCUCUGAAUGUGAAAUGUAACGUCCGUAAGCAAGUGUGCCCUUGUAGCCAUUCUCCAAAACAAUUAUAGCGUUUUAAAUGUUAACAUUCUAAAGUUCCAACCUGGUUUAAAUUUCACUGCGUAAAAUGCCCAAGUGUGGAAAACCGACUCCGAUGGUACAUGGACAUCAUUGUUUAUUUAACCCGUCAUUUUGGCAAAAAAUGCACAAUCCGAAAAAAAGACGUGAAAAAAAGUUUUUUUCUCUGGUUUAUGGAAAGUCUGUAAAAAUCUAAACACGGAACGCGUCUCUGGUUUUUAUAUAUACUGUUAUCGUAAUAUCGUGUUUCAACUACAUUGUGUGUGCUCUGUGCUAUACUUACAAAUGCGUGGCAGUCUUGUUGGGUUUCGUAGCCACACUUAACUCGUUUCAAACUUGAAUUUGUUUUCAAUUUUAUUUUUACAAUGAUGAUAUAUGCCAUUAUUGGUUGUCCAAUUUGAGUAAAAAACCAUGUAUA